GGUUAACUCCAGGAGUUUUCUGAUUCAAUCCAAAUGAAACAGAAAUCGCACGGAAACCACACGCUGCAAGUAACAUACGCGGAUUUGGAAUCGUUUAAAGUUCUGCCUUACGAUAAUAGUUUUUCGACAUUUAGUCGUUUAAGAGUAGCCGGUCGCGUCAAAUACCAAAAACCAAUGAUGUGGUUGUUCACGUUCGGCUUCCUUAUAGCGGUUACAGGUACGCCUGUGGGAGCAACGUGUCCCGUGGAGUUCAGCCCUUCCAGUGUGGUCGUGGGGUACGGAGACUCAUUCUCUACCAACUGCACCUCGCCAUCCAACGUGACGUUGGGGAUGGGCUGGGAAUCCCAGAUAGAUGGAAUCCCGUUUACAGAAGGGGUUUCCUUCCUAACGUUAAAAAUAGACCUCGUAAAUCUCUGGGAUUUAAGUCCGAUGUGCUUCAUCACUGGCAAAGAUCAGGAGCAGUGUUAUAAACCCCUGCCAAUCAUCGUUUACAAACUCCCAGAUAGUGUGUCAAUGUCAGAUAUAAGUGAGGGACGCCCACUUAUUGCGGGAACAACAUACAAGUUCCAGUGCCACAUCAUUGAUGUUGCACCAGCCAAAUACCUUGCCGUCUACUGGCACGCGGGACAUAAGAUAAUUUCUACGCAGACAUUUUCGGAUACCAGUCCGUCGCCGGUCAACAAGACAUCAGAGGUCUCUUGGAAGCCUGACAAAGAUGACAACGGAGCUCUGGUAUGGUGUGAGGCCAAGCUGAAUGUGAUGCCGACUGGAGCAAGUCUUCCUUCAACAAUGUCAAGGACGCAACGAGUGUCUGUCCUGUACGCGCCGACUUUUGACCAGCCCCAGAAUGAAACGCUUGAAGAAACUAAAAGAGAUGUGUAUUUAAAUUGCACGGCAAAGGGAAACCCCAAACCGGUGUUUACCUGGCAGUUCCCGCGUCCCGUCGAGCCUUUGGAGGAGCAGAAAACUAAGAAUGCACUCACCUUGGACCGGUUUCUUCAGUUUCCUGGUACCUAUAUCUGCACAGCCUCCAACAGCGAAGGAAGCGCAAUCAAAUACUUCACCAUCGUCAAAGCUCCGAGGAAUCGAACAACAUUUGCGGCCAUAGUUGGAUCUUUUUCCUGCCUGGCAGCGGUCCUCCUUAUUGCUGGUCUGUUUUUUGUGCAACCUGACGGGACAUUUUCACUCAGCAAAGGCAACUACCUCAGAGGACGACCCGUGUGAGGAACUGUUUUAAAGUGUGUGUGUGUUUUUUAUUAUUAGAAAUGAUUUUUGCAUGGCUUUUAAAUAAAUUUUUUUUUUAUUUUUUUAUUUUCCUAUCAGUCAGAGGUCCCCAUCUCAGUGAUAUUUCACCUUCGUUUCUAACCACAGGGUAUUGAAAAUACUGGUAUUUGUGGGGAGACAGAAACAUGCAAGUUAAUACAUUUCACUAGACACCAACAGAUGUACAAUAAUUGAGAAUAUAUUCAUCUUUUACUGUAAAAAG
Molecule: messenger RNA, 1486 nt
Organism: Cynoglossus semilaevis (tongue sole)
Lineage: Eukaryota; Metazoa; Chordata; Actinopteri; Pleuronectiformes; Cynoglossidae
Product: cell adhesion molecule 4-like
Exons: 5
Coding region: 34-1224 (396 amino acids)
Biological process (GO): cell adhesion
Molecular function (GO): integrin binding
Source: RefSeq, a predicted model, not a curated record